This is a messenger RNA of Notothenia coriiceps (black rockcod), 1454 nucleotides long. RefSeq names its product dynein assembly factor 3, axonemal. The transcript has 12 exons. The record is from RefSeq and is a predicted model, not a curated record. Gene Ontology annotation, biological process: axonemal dynein complex assembly; motile cilium assembly. Bases 81 to 1439 code for a protein of 452 amino acids. NCBI's taxonomy places the organism in Eukaryota, Metazoa, Chordata, Actinopteri, Perciformes, Nototheniidae.
AACAGUUGCCCAGCAACAGAAGCCAAACUUUCUGCUGAGACGGUUAGCUACAAACUUUACUCUUUUGUCAGACUGAGAGGAUGAGUGCCGGACGUGCUUCAGAAGGAGCGGGCUGCAUCACCUGGUGGGGCUUCAGUCCUGCGCGAGACCUGCUGAAAACAGGCCCUGUGAAACGCGGUGGGGAUGUAAAUGUUUUACUGGUCGGCAGUGGAGAUCCACGACAUAUUUUGAAGACCAUUUCUGGAUUGCAAGAGGAAGAGAGACUUCAUUUGUGGGUGAUAGAGAGCAGCAUGGAGGUGGUGGCUAGACAGCUGCUGCUCCUCUACCUGGCACUGAUGCCAAAGGAAAGCAUGGGAAAUAAUGAAAAGACAGAGGUUUUCCUGGAGGUGUUUGGGAACGGUGAGAUCCGCAGUCAGACAGAAGAGACGCUGAGACACACAGCAUCGCAGCUUUCUCUGUCUGUUACUGAAACACUGGAAACAGCCACACACCCCUGUCUAAACACAACUCUCCUCAAGUUCAAGGAGCGAGAUGAGCUGGCCAGGAUAUUUAAGUUGUGGAUCCAACCUAAGUCUUCAUCAUCUUCAUCUCAGAGUGCUGCCCCUAUCCUAAUGUCCAAAGCCUGGGAUUAUCGGGUCAGGCAGCACCUUGGAACCCGCUACGACUCUAAGAAAGGCUGCUUCGACUGGGACCUGAAAAUGAAACUGCACGAGAGAGGGUGCGGUGUCAUCAACAAACAACAAUAUGCACGAUGGAGGGAGCGAGGUUUGGCAUUUGAAAUGAGGGAAGGUGUCUACCAAAUAACCAAUCCAAGUUUGCUCUCUUCCAGAGUGUUCAGUCAGAAAGGAAACAAAGUGGCUGUCAGGGGCUACUGGGGAGACAUUGUUUCAAGUCCUUACCUCUCCUUUGGCAUUGAGACUGAUGACAAGAGCAUGCUGAAAACACAGAAUGGGCAACACAUCAAGACAGCCCAGGAUAUCUCCUUUGCAAAUGUGCAGGACUUGUUCCACUCCGUGUCCAGCAGACGGGGCUGCCCCCCCACUUCUUCUCAGUCUGACGCAGAUCAGCCGCCACCAGAGUCUGAGCCAAAAUCUGUCACCAUCAACGAUUUGAUGCCUCUGAGUGGGAUCUCUGUGACCUUCCUGCCUUUGGACUCACUUGACAAACUGCCAGAAAAACAGAAAUUCUCCCACUUCUUUGACUCCAUCUACUUCUCUUUCAGCUGCGUGCACAAAUUGGGCCCGACGGUGAGACAGAUUGCAGCACCAGACGCUGUGCUCGUCGUGGAGUUGGCCAAGUAUAUUUUGGAUGUAAACAAAGAGCAAGAAGCGGGCUUUGCAGAGAAAGUGGUUAGCAUGGCUCUGGAUGCUGAAUUUGAGCCGUGGCGUGAGGGGAAGAGUGAUGACGUCCAUGCUGUUUUCAUACCAAAGAGGAACUAAAUGUGUUUUGUUUAU